AUGCGGAAAGGUGGUGAUGACGGUUGAAAUUUAGGAUUGCUAGGAAAAGUGAUAACAUUGUGGUCGAAAAAAAAAAUUUAAUUACAUAUGCAAAUUGAACUAUAUGUAUGUAUGUAUAUAUGUAUAAACAAUAAAUCCCGAAAUUCGUGCACUAUUUAAAGAAGGGCUAAUCAAGACUAGUUUGUAGCCGCUACAACAACAACAACAAGACUAGAUUUUUAUAUGGGAGCAGAUUACUUUAGCGAGGAAUUUAUCUACACAUCCUUCAGGCAGCUGGAGUAGUUUUUGUCGUUGCGUGAGCAUUGUAAAAACGUCAAAGAUGAUCAGCCAGGAGUAAUGCAAACGAUGUGCUAAUUGUUUACAAGCGUGUAAUUUUGGUUGUAAAGCGCAGAAAGUAUGCUUAUACACAAAAGUUAAUGCAAGUAAAUAACAACGAGAGUUUGUGUUUUAAGUGCAGAUGCAUGUAUAUAUGUAUGUGUGUGUAUAUUGGUAAACAGUACAAUUUCUGCAUGCAGUCGCUUUGAGAAUAAUUGCUGCAUUACAAAAUCAGCUGAGGAAAAAAAGCAUACAAACAAGAAUAUCUAACGCUGUGGCCCCAUUUAAAUUGCAUUUAGCUGCUGCUGCUCAGUGAAAAGAAAGUGAAUUUUUAAUUUUUUUUUUUAACUUGCUUCUGUCGUUGUGCACGAAUUGUGACAAAAGAAAAAAAGCGAAAUAAAGGCUGCCGUGAAGAGCAAAACAAAAGUCAUCAAAUAUAAAAGCAACGUCAGGGCCGUCUCGUGCAGUACAAAUGCAUAGGCCACGGCAGGCGCGGCGCUGAAGUGAAUUGUGCCCAUCAACAAACUUGUAUUUCAAAGCGAGUGUGUAUACGCCAGCGAAGUCGGCGAAUGUGUUUUACAUAUACAUACAAGUGUUUGUUUUUGACAACUUUGCGCAAAAUCUGAGUGCAAUUAAAAAAUUGACAUGCUUUCGUUCUAUAAAUAACACCAAUUGAUAGUAGGAAUAUCAUAUUAAAUAGCCGCGAAAUUUAUGGAAUGCAAUCCAACGCACUUACGAAAUUUUGCUCCACUUUAUGUACAUAUGUAUGUACUUACAUACAUGCGUAUUUGCUCAACGAAGUAUCAAGUCCUCAACAUCGAAUGCACUCCUCGCAUUGAAGUAAACAAUCAAGUAAAAUGAAUGCAACCGUAAACCGCAACGCAGUUCCAUCAAGCGAUCGGCUGCAGUUGUCAUUCUAUCAAAAGAACAACAAUAAUAAGCCCACAUACUACUACUUCCCCCAAGUAGCCAAACACAAGGCAUACGCAAUGCGGUCACGAAUUGACGGCGAGAACGAAAGUCAUGAUAUAGAAGAAGAGAAAGCUACAGAUCUAAGGCGCGUCGAGGACCCCCACACAACUAAUAGCGCGCCAACUCGUGCGGCUGCACUUUUCUUCGAUGAACACAGUAUACUGCUGGAAAACACUUCCCGAAUAGGCGCUAUCUCAUUUCCACUAAACUCGUUGCAUAAAAGUAACAGCUACAGCGGUGUCAUGCGUCCUAAAGCGACUGUGCUUAGGCAGGAUAGCCUGAAUGGCCGCAUCGCCACUAGCCUUACGGACGAUGGGAUAACGAGUAGCACUUACAAAAGCGCACUUUAUACGGCUGCGUCAUCCAACAAUGAUCUAGUAUCCAACACGCUCAACAACUACGAUGAUGAUGCUGUCGUUGAUUUUCAUGAUGAACAUGAUCUACUAAUGCCGUCAGCAACUAAUGCUGCUGGCAGUGCCGGUGUCGGUGGUAGCAAUGGCAAUGCAUCCAGCUUACGUCGUAAUACACGUGGCGCGAUCAAAGCGCGCAAUACGGCUUGCAAUCGCUUAAGUCACAACCGUAAAUGUUUAUUUGGGCUAGCUUUGUUGCUGCUUGCUAUUACGGCGUUUAUGUUUUUCGCUUAUCUAACGCGCGACUAUACAAAGCAAUUUUUACUGUGGAUCGAAAUGCAAAAUCCAUGGAUUAUAGUGGCUAUACUGAUAGCUUUAUUUGUGGUGGUUAGCUUUCCGAUAGUGGUGGGAUAUUUCUUGCUAAUGCUCACUUCUGGCUACUUGUUCGGCGCUUUGAAAGGCGUACUUAUUGUCGUGGUUGGUGCGAAUUUAGGGGUCGCCGUCGCUCAUUGGACAAUACGGAGUUUUCGCCAUCGUAUACCAAUUCAUAAACUAAUUAAAAACGAGACUGGUCGAUCUAUAUUGCGCGUUAUAUCGGGGCCUAAAGCAUUCAAAGUAGUGUUAUUCACACGCUUAACGCCCAUUCCAUUUGGCUUGCAAAACACAAUAUUUGCGGUCAGUGCCAUUAAUCCGCGUGUCUAUCACACAGCCUCGCUAUUAGGACUGAUGCCAGCGCAAAUGAUCAAUGCGUACUUGGGGUCGACACUGCGUUCCAUGCAGGAAGUGCUUAGCAGUCAUGGUGGAGCGGCGGUGUCGGGGUACAUUAGUUUCGGACUGGAGGUCAUCUGCGGUGUGGGGCUCAUGGUGUGGGUGAUACAAAAAGCGCGCAAAGAAUUGGCUGAAACCCUGCUCUCCGAUCUUAGCAACGAAGAAAAACUAAUCGAGAUCGAUGUGUGAUUGUUGUGAUGUGCGACGAGAAGAAGGACUGCUAUUGUUGUUUUCCUUUUAAGAACGAUAAGCGCUGUUAUAAACUUUGAAUGCUCAAUGAAAACUCGAAAUCAAGGCUGGCUAUUGCCAACUUAAGAGUAUGCAUAAUAAAACAUACUUACAUAUGUACAUAUGUGGAUAGGACGUACCUGUAAGCUUCCUAGACAUUUUCAUGUAAAAAAACGUCAAACGUUCACUAAACAUACAUACAUAUGUACAUGAAAGACUAUUUUAUAAAUAUUUGCUCGCUUGUGUUUUUGUAAUAUACUAUGUACGUAAACAUUUAUUUUUUCAUUUGGAAAUGCAUUCAUAUACAUACAUACGUAAGAAUUAGUAUACACCAAGAAUUAUUUUAGAAAUUAAAAAAAAAUUAUAUGUAUAUAAAUUUUAUAUAUUUACUUAGAUAAAUAACAAGCCAAAUUGAUGUAGUCUGUAUAUGAGAAUAUUUAAUAUACAUACAUAGAUACAUAUGUAGUAUCUAAAUAAAUUUGUUCAAUUAAAAUUCUGAAUUUUCUUACAAGUUAAGCCUACAUAUUUAUUUAGCAUUAAAGACAAGUAUUAACCCAAAAAUGUAAUGAGUAUUUUUAAUUUUAUAUUUAUAAAAAUUUGGGUAUACAAAAAUAUGCUUUCGAUAUAACAAAUAAUAGUUCAGCUAUAACAGAGUAACAUAAGCAACUUAUUUUGUCUUGACCUCUUUCGAUUCUAAGAUUAGUAAUUCCGAUCAUUAGAAAAAAGGAUGUUAUUAAAUUAUAUAUAUAUAUAUUCAUACAUCUAUGAAAUUGCAGCUGCUUUUGAUAAAAACAUAUUUGCAAUUCAGUAAUUAAAAAUGCAGUAAAAUGCUUGACGGUUGGUCAAAAAUCUAUUUAAUACAUAACAAUAUGAUAUUGCAUUUCAUUUUAUAUUAUAAAUUUAGUUUUUAAAAUUAUAGAUAUUUGUACAUAUGUACAUACAUACAUACAUGCGUAUGAAUGUGUGCGAUAUAUCCUUCUUACAUAUUGGAUUCCAUUUUGUAAUACUUUUUAUACUGUACAUACACAUCGUCGAUGUGUUUGCAAAACCGCCCAUCGACCAGUUGCAAAACCGCCUAAAUCGCCGUUGUGGCAAAAAUGAGAUUUGGUAACCCUGAACUCCAGGCAUCGAGAUCUUUGCAUAAAAGCCGUUAUUAAAACAGAUUUGUGAAAUAAUAGCUAGAGAAAAUACCGCCUAUUAGGGCAAUACCUUCAAAGAAUAAACCGUUUUUCGCUCUCCUGUAAAA
Messenger RNA from Rhagoletis pomonella (apple maggot), 3879 nucleotides. Its product is annotated as transmembrane protein 64-like. Bases 1173 to 2594 code for a protein of 473 amino acids. Lineage: Eukaryota; Metazoa; Arthropoda; Insecta; Diptera; Tephritidae. The transcript is spliced from 5 exons. The record is from RefSeq and is a predicted model, not a curated record.